UGCUGUUGGUGCUGUCUGCCAGCAUAGUGAACACUGAGGGUGAUCAAGGCCCGUAUGAAAUGGGCGUUUGGAAUAAAAAGGAUCAACCAUUAUGGGAACAACUGUCCACAUUGCAGAAGGAGAUGAAGAGGCUGAGUCGUGAACAAGUCAUAUUAAAACAGAAACAGAAGGCCAUAGACCGAAUGCUGAUCAUGGAUGAGAAUGUGACCUCGUUGACAGAAAGUGGCCGCCAUCAGCUUUUCCCGCCGCAGAACUUUCGGAGUUACAGACGCGCGGCCAGAAAGAGACACAUUCACUUCUUUGCCUCACAUCCUGGGAGUCUCGAAGGAAAGGUGAACCGUAUCACAUUCAGCAAAGUUCUUGUUAAUAAGGGUGCGGGCUUCAAGAAAAAAACUAGUGUGUUUCGAGCCCCUGUCUCCGGUGUCUACCAGUUUUAUUUCUCUAGUCAGUCUAAGGGCAACGCAACCGUCCUGUGGCUAGUCAUCAAAAACUACUGGGUCGCUGUCGCACGUGCAGAUGUCAAAACCCCUGCUUCCACUCUUGGUACAUACAUGACGACUCUCUGUAAAAAUGACAAGGUUUAUGUUAACCAAGUCACCGGAAACAACCCAGGCUACCACCGGCAAGCCUUUUUCUGUAGGAACCGGCAUUUUGAGUUCGGCUACGAAUAG
Messenger RNA from Sardina pilchardus (European sardine), 671 nucleotides. Its product is annotated as cerebellin-3-like. The record is from RefSeq and is a predicted model, not a curated record. NCBI's taxonomy places the organism in Eukaryota, Metazoa, Chordata, Actinopteri, Clupeiformes, Clupeidae. The transcript is spliced from 7 exons. Bases 60 to 671 code for a protein of 203 amino acids. Gene Ontology annotation, molecular function: protein binding.